Messenger RNA from Poeciliopsis prolifica (blackstripe livebearer), 2443 nucleotides. It is a transcript of the gene fzr1b, whose product is annotated as fizzy/cell division cycle 20 related 1b. Lineage: Eukaryota; Metazoa; Chordata; Actinopteri; Cyprinodontiformes; Poeciliidae. The coding region runs from base 414 to 1877 and encodes 487 amino acids. Gene Ontology annotation, biological process: positive regulation of ubiquitin protein ligase activity; anaphase-promoting complex-dependent catabolic process; positive regulation of anaphase-promoting complex-dependent catabolic process. The transcript is spliced from 14 exons. Gene Ontology annotation, cellular component: anaphase-promoting complex. Gene Ontology annotation, molecular function: anaphase-promoting complex binding; ubiquitin ligase activator activity; protein binding. The record is from RefSeq and is a predicted model, not a curated record.
AGCCACGGCCUUAACUCAUUCGGCAACGCGCGGAAGUCACCGGCGGGCGUCGCUGUUGCGCUGUCUGCAAAGCUCACAGCACAGGCAGCAGAAGUCAGCUCAGAGCAAAAAAAAAAAAAAAUUCCUGCCACAGCUGACUCGGACGCCAUCUUUGUCGCGAACAUAAACAACAUAGGAGAGUCGCGUUGGCAUCUCGCUGCGCCGCUGCUGCUGCGCGGAACACGACCACAGUUCUUCCCAACGUGGAGUUCAUCCUUUCAGCCGGAUAAUGUUAGCCGCCCUGGGCACCUGACACACCUGACAGAGAUGGAGAUCCUCUGCGGGUUUCCUCACCGGGAGGGAGCGGAGGUGUAGAGGGGGCGGGAAGAGCCAACCCCCCCCCCAACCACCACCCAACCCACAGCACUGAACGGAUGGACCAAGAGUACGAAAGACGGCUGCUGAGGCAGAUCAACCACCAGAACCUGCCCACAGAGCGCCGCAUGACCAAGAGUUUAGGAGCUGCCUGCAGCCCUCUCAGUGUGAAGUCAGGGGAUCGCUUUAUUCCCACUCGCGCUGGAAGUAACUGGAGCAUCAACUUCCACUAUGCCAACGAGAACUGCCGCUCUCCCGCGCAGAACCACAAAGCGAAGGACGCCAGCUCCGACUCCAGCAAAGAUGCCGUGGCCUACGCCGCCCUGCUGAGGAACGAGCUGUUGGGCGCCGGCAUCGAGACGGUGGCGGAGCCUCACGCCGACGACCGGCGGCACGAAGUUCUCGCUUCAGACUCCUGCAGCCUCUUCAGGUACGCUGUCCACACGAAGAGAGUGCCUUGCGAUGGCGGUAAUGAAGUCUCCCCAUUCUCACUUUCUCCGCUCAGCAACAAGAGUCACAAGCUGCUCCGUUCGCCCCGCAAACCGGCGCGAAAGAUCUCCAAGAUCCCGUUCAAAGUCCUGGACGCUCCGGAGCUGCAGGACGACUUCUACCUCAACCUGGUGGACUGGUCGGCGGGAAACCUGCUGAGCGUGGGGCUGGGGGCCUGCGUCUACCUGUGGAGUGCCUGCACUAGCCAGGUGACCAGGUUAUGUGACCUUUCAGUUGACGGGGAUUCUGUCACAUCCGUGUGUUGGAAUGAGCGGGGAAGCCUGGUGGCUGUAGGAACCCACAAGGGUUACGUUCAGAUCUGGGACGCAGCCGGAGGCCGGAAGCUGACGUGUCUGGAGGGCCACUCGGCCCGAGUAGGUGCGCUGGCGUGGAACGGGGAGCAGCUGUCGUCAGGGAGUCGGGACAGGGUGAUCCUGCAGCGGGACGUCCGAACGCCGCCUGCCGCGGAGAGGAGGCUGCAAGGUCACCGGCAAGAGGUGUGCGGCCUCAAGUGGUCUCCGGACCACCAGCACCUUGCUUCUGGAGGCAACGACAACAAACUGCUGGUGUGGAACAGCUCCAGCCUCGUCCCCGUGCAGCAGUACAGCGACCACCUGGCGGCCGUGAAGGCCAUCGCCUGGUCGCCUCACCAGCACGGGCUGCUGGCCUCGGGCGGCGGCACCGCCGACCGCUGCCUGCGCUUCUGGAACACCCUGACGGGUCAGGCGCUGCAGAGCACCGACACUGGCUCCCAGGUCUGCAACCUGGCGUGGUCCAAACACGCCAACGAACUGGUAAGCACUCACGGCUACUCUCAGAACCAGAUACUGGUGUGGAAGUAUCCGUCUCUGACGCAGGUGGCCAAGCUGACCGGACACUCCUACAGAGUCUUAUAUCUGGCCGUGUCCCCGGACGGAGAGGCCAUCGUCACCGGAGCCGGAGACGAGACUCUUCGCUUCUGGAACGUCUUCAGUAAAACACGAUGCACUAAGGAAUCAAAGUCCGUGCUGAACCUUUUCACAAGGAUACGAUAGUGGGCAGCCAUUGGUCAGGGAGGCUGCAGGAGGAUCCUGAGUGGAUGAAAUUCACAGACUCAUAGACCCUCUGCAAUGAGCACCCACCUCCACAGAGACUGUCCUAGUUCAAACAUUUUCCACCCUCCCAUCGACGACUGUCGCCCUCCGGAGCGACGUCGCAGAUUAAAAACAGAAAGUCGCCAUGCGCGCUCUUCUUAAAAAGUCACUCUUGCUCUCCUUACUGUUGUGGAUGUGAUCAAGUUGUUUUCUUAUCUAUUAGCAGAUAUGAGAGUUCUAAGUGUAAUGAUGGAAGCUUUUUUAAAAAAAAAAAAAAAAAAAAAAGAAAAAAAGGCUGUCGGAGUGGAGGACAGAGGGGGGAGGGGCUGGGCUCGGAUGUUUCCAUAACGCAGCAGCAUGCGACAGGAAAGAGGAACCAAUCAGUAAACACUCAUUCACCUGCAACCACAGAUUGGUUUAAUCAGUGUUGGGUUUUUUUUGUUUUUCUUCCAGUAAAUGUACAUUCAUGGCACUGUGACACUUUCUGACAACUAUUUUAUUAAAAACAUGUCCCACAGUGACUUAGA